ACUCGGCCAAGCAAGCCACUUGAACAUUAGCAAAAUUAUUUAAAGCCAUAGACUUCAUAUCACAUGAUGUUAUUAUGGUAUUAUAUUUUCAGUUAAAAUAUUCUUAUUAUAAUAAAAUGUAUAGAUAAUAACUAAAGACUAAACUAAUGAAAAUUUGUUUCACGGCAUCAUCUUUGUUUCAAGUCAAUAUGAGAUUAUUUGCACAGGUACCGCCACAAUCCCAACCUUCAAAUUCAGUUCCUCACCGGAAGAAGAAGCGCAAGAACAAAGCACCGCCGGUGGAGAACAAACUUGUUCAUGAAACUGCCGAUUCAUGUUCCGAUUCCUCUGAAACCGUUCGAACCAGCUACGCCGAUGGCUGUGACCAUGACAACGAGCUCAAUAUAACUAAACCGUUAAGUCAGAGAAGCGUGAACAGUGGUGGUAGUUACGGAGAUUCGACGGUUACAGCAGUUGAUGACGGUUACGGGAAGGAAGGUAGUUCGGUUGGUGUUGCAAUAUCAGAGACGGUUACGGCAGAGGAUUCGAUUUUGAAACAGUCACCUGUAAAAUACUUCUUGGAGAAACUGUACAAAGGAAAUUCCUUAUGGAGCACAACAACUCUUGGGAAUGAAAAGGAACGAGAAAGAGUUUAUGACACUAUCUUCCGCUUGCCGUGGAGAUGUGAAUUGCUUAUAGAUGUUGGUUUCUUUGUCUGCUUCAAUUCAUUUCUGUCAUUAUUAACUGUCAUGCCAACAAGGGUAGUAAUGACCAUUUGGAGGCUUCUAAAAACAAGGAGGUUCAAGAGGCCAUCUACAAUUGAGUUGUCAGAUUUUGGCUGUUUUCUUAUUAUGGCUUGUGGAGUCACUGUUUUGCAGCAAAUAGAUAUCAGCUUAAUAUAUCAUAUGAUCCGUGGUCAAGGAACAAUCAAAUUAUAUGUGAUCUACAAUGUCAUAGAGAUAUUUGAUAAAUUAUGUCAGAGUUUUAAUGCGGAUGUAUUGCAAAUGUUAUUUCAUUCAGCAGAACGACUUGCAAGAUGUAAUCCAGAAACAGAAAGUGUGAAAUGGAAAUUUAUUUCUGACCAAGUUUUAGCUAUUAUUACUUCAAUUGUUCAUUCUUUCGUCUUGUUAGUUCAGGCAAUCACUUUAUCAGCCUGUAUUGUUGCUCACUACAAUGCUCUGCCAGCUUUGCUGGUGUCAAAUAAUUUUGCUGAGAUCAAAAGCUACGUGUUUAAGGGAUAUAGUAAGGAUAAUGUUCACAGAAUGGUGUACUUUGAUUCCAUAGAGAGGUUCCACAUCUCAGCAUUUAUCUUAUUCGUUUUGGCUCAAAAUAUUCUUGAGGCAGAAGGCCCCUGGAUUGAAAGCUUUCUCAUUAAUAUAUUCUUCGUUUAUCUAUGUGAAAUGGCUAUUGAUAUUAUCAAGCAUUCUUUCAUUGCCAAAUUCAACAACAUUACGCCCAUUGCAUACUCUGAGUUCCUUGAAGUCCUAUGUAAACAGACUCUACAUAUGCAAACUGAGGAUGCAAAGAAAAACCUUACUUUUGUCCCUCUUGCUCCAGCAUGUGUGGUAAUUCGAGUUCUGAGUCCGGUAUAUGCUGCUAUCCUUCCUUACAAUCCCCUUCCAUGGAGGCUUAUUUGGAUUAUGCUAUUUUCAGCAAUAACUUACAUUAUGCUCACAAGCCUCAAGGUCCUAAUUGGCUUGGUUCUACAGAAACACGCCACUUGGUAUGUUAAUCGCUGUCAAAGGAGGAAGCGUCAUCCUCAUGCAGAUUAAUAUAAGAUGGAUCAACUAAAUUAAUGUACUCUGCUGUUCAGGGAUUCCAUUGUGGCUGAAGAGCACAUGUGGAGAUAAAGUAUUGGCAUUCAUUUAACUUCUAGCACCAAAGGAGCAUGCACACUUAAUAUUUUUUAUUUUUUUUGGUAUAACCUGGAGGUAUCUUCAUUCAAUCUCUUCCGGUCACCUUGCUCUCGGGGUACGGCCCUGUAGGCUAGCUCCUCAUUGGAAUAGCAGGUGCAUUGAGCUUCGCUACCGGAGAAAAGAUGAGACUAAUCCUCCAUUCGAGGAGGGAGGCACAUCCUCUGGCCUCCAAAUUUUUUUCAACAAUUUGCUUGAGGCAAGGUUUGAACCUCUGACUCAAGCAAACCCUUGGGAGCUCAGUUGCCAACUGAGCUAUCCUUAGGGGGCGUUUGGUUGAGGAGAAAUUUUUAUGAAUCAUAGGAAAAUGUGAUUAGUAGGCAAAUGGUUGGGAAAUGAGUUUGGU
Messenger RNA from Gastrolobium bilobum, 2238 nucleotides. RefSeq names its product protein POLLEN DEFECTIVE IN GUIDANCE 1-like. Bases 147 to 1751 code for a protein of 534 amino acids. Gene Ontology annotation, biological process: maintenance of protein localization in endoplasmic reticulum. Gene Ontology annotation, cellular component: endoplasmic reticulum membrane. NCBI's taxonomy places the organism in Eukaryota, Viridiplantae, Streptophyta, Magnoliopsida, Fabales, Fabaceae. The transcript has 11 exons. The record is from RefSeq and is a predicted model, not a curated record.